AAAAAUUGCAAAGGUCACAAUUCUGUAUACGAGUAAAGUUUUGGCACACUCCAAUUUGUCUGUAUAUUUGCCGGUGGCGCGCGUUUGUCGUUUCGCACGUCAUUUCCGGAGAGAGCUCGAAGCCUCGAAGCAUCGAAGAGGGUCCGAGAAAAUCCAAAGCGGUCCAUAGUCAACAUAAGUGCAGGCGUUAAAAUUACAUACCAUAUUUAGCUCAAUAUUUCCAGAGUGCUACUGAAUAACGAGAGGGAAACGGAAAAGAAGGCUAUCGGUGCUCUGUAUGCGUUCACCUACUCCGCUUAUUUUUUUAUUAAAAACAACGGGCAGGAAGGACUACAAAGAGAAAAAGAUCGGUGGUGAUGCAAAGUGCCAGCAUGGUCGAGCGACUUGGUUUAGGAGCUGAAGUCCGCGAGCUCAAACUCGGGCCCAGUUUCACGAGCAACAGCUCCAAGUUUCACACCUUGAAAUAUGACUUCAAGCCCGCCAGCGUCGACGACUCCAAGGAGGCCAGAGUCGACGUGGGCUCGGACAACACGGUAACAGUCACCGUGCCACAUCUGGACGGCGCCGGCACCCCUCACACCGUGUUCAAGGGCUCGCAGAGGCCCUACAACAAGGAGUACGUUCUAGUCAUCGACAAGGCCACCGGGGAGGUUACGUUGGAGAAGCUGAGCGCGAAUAUCCAGGUUAAGAAGACACGAGCGGAACCUAAAAAAAGUAAUAAUACUUCUAUGCCCGUUGAGGUUAAGAGAAGUCCCACAUAUGGCAGGGCGAAUGGGAGAACUAAAGUUAUUAGUGGGAAAAAGAGGGAACCCUCAUUGCAAUUGCAUCCCAAACAGAAUUCGCCACGGACAUCACCCUCUUCGCCCGUCCAAUCGUCGAGUGGAGCACCGACUCUGGCCAGUUUGCCAUUGAUUGGAUCAGAUAAUGACGAUUUUGCGCCGUCAGCAUCAAUGCCAGGGUCUUCCUCUGCGCAGACUGUAGCACAAUCAGCUUCAAUAUCGAAUACAAAAUCGACCACCUUGGAGAGCGAUUCUAGUUCGAGCAGUUCGAGUUCCGACAGCUCGAGCAGCGAUUACGAGACGGAAAACGUCUCAGUGCCAACAGCGAUUAAUGGUAAUUUGAAUGGUACAACUGCCUCACCCACGUUGUUCGCGGCGGACAAUCUCUUAAAUGACGAUCUGCAGUUAUCUGAAUCAGAAUCGGAUAGUGAUUAACGGUGAUAUAUCGUAUAGACUUUAAAAAAAUUAUCCAAGGAAAUUGAUUGCACGUGUCUAACUCACUUGUACUUGCAUUUCACUUGUAUUUGGAUUUGUAACUUGCAUUGUAAUAUAUAGUUUAUAUUUUACAUUGUAAUAUAUAGUUUGUAUUUUACGAUAUUAUUUUAAUAUCGACAAUUUUACCGAUUAAUAACUCGUCAAAUUUCUUAAAACUUUUAUACAUGGUCAUUGUAUCGUUUGCAUGUAAUUGUUAAGAGGUGCAAUUAUUUUUCUACGAGUUUCAAGAAUCCGAUCUAUUUUUAGCAGUAAACUAACUAUAUCACUUAAGAAUAUAUUUAUUUCAAGGCUAAAAUAUAUGAAUAAAUAAAAUACAUAAUAUAUA
Wasmannia auropunctata (little fire ant) is the source of this 1599-nucleotide messenger RNA. It is a transcript of the gene Eaf, whose product is annotated as ell-associated factor Eaf. Lineage: Eukaryota; Metazoa; Arthropoda; Insecta; Hymenoptera; Formicidae. Gene Ontology annotation, molecular function: transcription elongation factor activity. Gene Ontology annotation, cellular component: super elongation complex. The record is from RefSeq and is a predicted model, not a curated record. Gene Ontology annotation, biological process: regulation of transcription elongation by RNA polymerase II; positive regulation of DNA-templated transcription. Bases 357 to 1214 code for a protein of 285 amino acids. The transcript has 5 exons.